AUGGAUAGCUUUAGAAAAGCCUAUGGGGCGCUCAAAGACUCCACCACUGUUGGCCUAGCCAAGGUCAAUAGCGAAUUCAAGGAUUUGGAUAUUGCAAUUGUCAAGGCCACCAACCAUGUCGAAUGUCCCCCGAAAGAAAGGCAUGUUAGAAAAAUUUUUGCUGUGACAUCUGUAUCUUGCCCGAGAGCUGAUGUUGCAUAUUGCAUCCAUGCACUGUCUAGAAGACUGGCAAAGACGCACAGUUGGAUUGUUGCCAUAAAGACAUUGAUAGUCAUUCAUAGGACAUUAAGGGAGGGAGAUCCUACCUUCAAAGAGGAGUUUCUAUACUAUUCUCGUAGAGGACAUUUAUUUCAAAUCUCCAAGUUCAAGGAUGAUUCGAGCCCUCAAGCUUGGGAUUGCUCUGCUUGGAUCCGAACAUAUGCACUCUUUUUGGAGGAAAAGCUCGAAUGUUUUAGGACCUUAAAAUAUGACAUAGAGUCGGAACAAUUGAUCAAAACAGCUGCUGGAAUAUCUAAGAUACGUAGUCGAACGCGGAUCUUGAAUGCUGAACACCUGUUGGAGAUGUUACCUUCAUUGCAGCAGCUUCUCUACCGCCUAGUUAGUUGCCAGCCCCAUGGAGCAGCUUGCUACAACUAUCUCAUCCAGUAUGCCUUGGCCCUGGUAUUGAAAGAAAGCUUCAAAAUAUAUUGUGCGAUCAACGACGGGAUCAUUAAUCUUGUCGACAUGUAUUUUGAUAUGGCCAAACAUGAUGCUGUCAAAGCUCUCAAUAUUUACAAAACAGCAGCUAAACAGGCAGAACAUCUAGCUGAUUUUUAUGACUUCUGCAGAACUUUGGACCUUGCUCGUACCUUUCAAUUCCCUAUCUUGAGACAGGCGCCUCCCUCAUUUCUCACAACUAUGGAGGAAUAUGUAAGGGAAGCACCUCAGACAGGUGCAAUGUCAAGUAAGAGACUGGAGUAUGAAGAGUAUCCAAAGCCUGAAGAAGAGACUCAGAAACCUGAAGCAUCAACCCCCGAAGAAAGCGAAAAUCUAGUUGCAGAAGUUGAAAGUGAAGAAGAGCAGGUUGAUGCACGAGAGGCGUCUCAGACUGAAUAUGAAGAGGAAAAUAGACCACAAAUAUCAGCUGAAGAGCCUGUUGAUCUUCUGGGUCUGAAUGAAGUAAAUCCGAAAGCCCUUGAAUUAGAGGAAAGCAACGCAUUGGCUCUUGCCAUUGUUCAACCCGGCAAUGAAGGACUUUCAAUGCAUAAUGCAUGGAGUGAAAUUGGAAAAACUUCAGGAUGGGAGUUGGCACUAGUUACUGCACCCAGCAACAAUAAAAGCCAGGUGGCAGAUACCAAAAUGGCUGGGGGGUUCGACAAGCUAUUGCUCGAUAGCUUAUAUGAAGAUGAUUCUGCCCGGAAACAAUUACAGCUGCAGAAUGCAGGCUACAAUACCAGCUAUGGACACGAAAUGGCCGUACCAAAUCCAUUGGAUCAACAAGACCCCUUCACCAUGUCGAAUAACUUUGAGCCACCAAUAAAUGUGCAGAUGGCAUAUUUGUCCCAACAACAGCAAAUGAUGAUGCAACAGCAGAAUCAAACGAUGAUGCAGCAGCAAAAUAUGAUGGUACCAUAUCAACAUACAACUCAAUAUUCUCAAUCACAAAUGCCACAAAUGGCAUCCUCAAACCCGUUUGGAGAUCCCUUCGUCUAUCCACAGAGUGCUAUGCCACCACAGGGAAACCAUACAUUACUUUAG
This is a messenger RNA of Fraxinus pennsylvanica, 1737 nucleotides long. The record is from the annotation of a GenBank genome assembly. Lineage: Eukaryota; Viridiplantae; Streptophyta; Magnoliopsida; Lamiales; Oleaceae.